This is a messenger RNA of Ochotona curzoniae (black-lipped pika), 1297 nucleotides long. It is a transcript of the gene CHODL, whose product is annotated as chondrolectin. NCBI's taxonomy places the organism in Eukaryota, Metazoa, Chordata, Mammalia, Lagomorpha, Ochotonidae. Gene Ontology annotation, biological process: positive regulation of axonogenesis. Gene Ontology annotation, cellular component: cytoplasm. The record is from RefSeq and is a predicted model, not a curated record. The coding region runs from base 30 to 851 and encodes 273 amino acids. The transcript has 6 exons.
CGCAACACCUGCUGCUUCCGCCGCCCGCAAUGAUCCGCGUGGUUUCACUGCUGCUGAGCGCCGCGCUGCUCUGCGGCCACGGAACCCUCGGCCGCCGGGUGGUGAGCGGCCAAAAGGUGUGUUUUGCUGACUUGAGGCAUCCGUGCUACAAAAUGGCUUACUUCCACGAGCUGUCCAGCCGCGUGAGCUUUCAGGAAGCCCGCCUGGCUUGUGAGACCGAGGGAGGCGUCCUCCUCAGCCUCGAGAAUGAGGCUGAACAGAAGUUGAUAGAGAGCAUGUUGCAAAACUUGACGAAACCUGGAACAGGAAUUUCUGAUGGUGAUUUCUGGAUUGGUCUUUGGAGAAAUGGAGAAGGGCAGAGCUCUGGUGCCUGCCCUGAUCUCUACCAGUGGUCUGAUGGAAGCAGUUCUCAGUACCGAAACUGGUACACAGAUGAACCUUCGUGUGGAAGUGAAAAGUGUGUUGUUAUGUAUCAUCAGCCAACCGCCAAUCCCGGUCUUGGGGGUCCAUACCUUUACCAGUGGAAUGAUGACAGGUGUAACAUGAAGCACAAUUACAUCUGCAAGUACGAGCCAGAGAUUAUCCCAACAGAACCUGUAGAAAAGCCUUAUCUUACGAAUCAACCAGGAGACACCCAGGAAAAUGUGGUUGUUACUGAAGCAGGCAUAAUUCCCAAUCUUAUUUAUGUUGUUAUACCAACAAUACCCCUGCUCUUACUGAUACUAGUUGCUUUUGGAACCUGCUGUUUCCAGAUGCUGCACAGAAGUAAAGGAAGAACAAAAACUAGCCCAAACCAAUCCACACUAUGGAUUUCGAAAAGUACCAGAAAGGAAAGUGGCAUGGAAGUAUAAGGACUUGUUGAUUGGACUCCAGAAAAGAGUUUUGUAAUUCUGGAUCCAUAUAAGGAAUGGCAUCAGAACAUUAGCUUGGAAUGGCUUGAACUCUCAAAGGAAAUGCAAGAUGAAGUGUAAGCUCCCCCUUGAGGCAAAUAUUGAAAUAAUUUUAUAUGUUUGUUAUUUCAUUUACAAAGAUGUGCUGUGCUGAUAUGCGCUGUGCUCAUAAUGGAGUGAGAUAAGCUUAUUUUGCUAAAGGAUGCAACAAACUUCACGUAAAUGGAAUGGACCACCCUACUAAAGUUGCUGUCAACACUUAGGAGUGUGUUGGAAGCAAUUAUUUUUAUUUUUUCAACUUUCACAGGUUGUAAUCUAGUUGAUGUAAAGAAAAUUGUAUUGAAAUUUACACUGUGCAAAAUAUUUUACCUUUGCAUAAGCAUUUGAUAACAUGAACUGUUCUUAUA